Hevea brasiliensis (rubber tree) is the source of this 1356-nucleotide messenger RNA. RefSeq names its product monooxygenase 2. Gene Ontology annotation, molecular function: FAD binding. The coding region runs from base 196 to 1245 and encodes 349 amino acids. NCBI's taxonomy places the organism in Eukaryota, Viridiplantae, Streptophyta, Magnoliopsida, Malpighiales, Euphorbiaceae. The record is from RefSeq and is a predicted model, not a curated record. The transcript is spliced from 4 exons.
UAAAAAUUGAACAUCUUUCUUACCAAAAUACACUCCUAUUGGUUACCUGGGACAAACUGCUUUAUGUUCUAUCUGGGCAAUUGUGGUGUCUUCUUUCAAUGUCACUGUAAAUUAGGACAGUUCUAAUGCUUUCCAUGUCCAAAGAAAGUUGCAUCUUUCAAACGGUAAGAAACAGAGAAAAAAGUCCACAGAGAUAUGGAAAUUGUGGGAGAUGGGGUGAUCAUUGGUGCUGGAAUAGCCGGGCUAGCCACUGCUGUAGCCUUGAAGAGAGUUGGGGUUCAAGCUUUGAUCUUAGAGAAAUCAGACACUCUACGAUCCACUGGUGCAGCCUUAACCCUCUUUCCAAAUGCUUGGCUUGCCCUUGAUGCUCUUGGUGUUUCUGAUAAGCUUACUUCCCUUUAUACUCCUUUCUCAAAGGGGUCUAUAACCGAUGUGGCUACUGGAGCUGUUCAGGAAGUCCUCUACACUGGAAAUGGAGGCAAAGCUCAGGGACCCAUAUUAGUUCAUCGCAAAGCUCUAUUAGAGGCUCUAGCAAAAGAAUUGCCUGCUGAUUCAAUUCGAUUUUCUUCCAAGUUUACUGCUAUUGAACAGCAAGAACUCGGAGAUGUUUCCAUUGUUUUACUUCAUUUGAAAGAUGGAACUACUACCAAAUCAAAGGUUUUGGUAGGCUGUGAUGGGGUGAACUCGGCGGUGGCCAAAUGGCUAGGACUCUCUGCACCAAUUCAUUCAGGUCAAGCAGCAGUACGUGGAUUAGCAGUUUUUCCCCAAGGUCUUGGGUUUAAGAAGGAAGUCGCACAGUUUGUAGAUGUUGGAAAAAGGGCUGCUUUCGUCCCUCUAACCGACAAAGAAUUAUAUUGGGCUUUAGCUUGCCUUGAAGGAGAAAGCAUGGCAAGAGACCCAGGACUAAUACAGAAAGAAGUAAUUGAGAACCAUGCAAAGGAUUUUCCUCCAGAAUACUUAGACGUGGUUCGACAUGCUGAUCUUUCAAAUUUGACAUGGGCUCCAUUGAUGUUUAGACAUCCAUGGAAUGUCAUAUUUGGAAAUCUUAGCAAAGGAAAUAUCACGUUGGCUGGUAAUGCUAUACACCCAAUGACACCUGAUCUAGCACAAGGUGGGUGUUCAGCUUUGGAGGAUGCAGUUGUAUUGGGCAGACACAUUGGGAAUUCUUUUAUCAAAAAUGGGGGACUACUUGUUCCAGAGAACAUGGCUCCAGCCACUGAUGGGUCCCAGAGCCUUCGGUCUUGAAGUCUUCCAACUCCAUUUCCAUGGCGCUUCUUGCUAUUCUUUUGACCUCCAAAUACUCACUCAAAACCUUGAUUUUCUCUCUCUCUUUUCACUUAAUUCCCACCAUACCCU